Messenger RNA from Acanthopagrus latus (yellowfin seabream), 2671 nucleotides. It is a transcript of the gene zbtb26, whose product is annotated as zinc finger and BTB domain containing 26. Gene Ontology annotation, biological process: regulation of transcription by RNA polymerase II. Gene Ontology annotation, molecular function: RNA polymerase II cis-regulatory region sequence-specific DNA binding; protein binding; DNA-binding transcription factor activity, RNA polymerase II-specific. Gene Ontology annotation, cellular component: nucleus. The transcript has 2 exons. Lineage: Eukaryota; Metazoa; Chordata; Actinopteri; Spariformes; Sparidae. The coding region runs from base 158 to 1462 and encodes 434 amino acids. The record is from RefSeq and is a predicted model, not a curated record.
GGUGUGAUCCCAGGAUCUGUACUGGGCCUUUAAAUGGAUUUUGCAUCUGGAGCAGUUCCUCCAUAUCCCCACACAGACACGGGCCAAUGUGCGACCGAUGACUGCCCACCUUUAACGGCUUUGUUUACAAGCAGGUGCUGCUGGCUGUCGGUUCACUAUGGCGCAGAACCAGGUGAUUCUGCAGUUCCGCUUCGCCACAUUUGGGGAUUCCAUGCUGCAGAAGAUGAACCUCCUGCGCCACCAGAGACGCUUCUGUGAUGUCACCGUACGCAUCAACCAGCUGGAGGUCCCUGGUCACAAGGUGGUGUUUGCCGCUGGCUCGUCGUUCCUGAGGGACCAGUUCAUCCUGCAGCAGGACUCCAGGGCGGUUCAGAUCUCCAUGAUCCAGGAGGCGGAGGUGGGCCGGCAGCUGCUGCUGUCCUGCUACACCGGCCAGCUGGAGUUUCCUGAGCUGGAGCUGGUGCAUUACCUGACAGUGGCCAGCUUCCUUCAAAUGGGCCACAUUGUGGAGCAAUGCACUCAGGCGCUCAGCAAGUUCAUUAAACCUCAGCCUUCACGACAGCUGGAGAUGGAGGUGGAUAUGAGAAGGGAGAAGCGGGAGGAGGGUUUAUCCUCUCAGGCCAAGAGAGAGCAAGAGCACUCCCAGGUCCGGACUGUCCACGAGGAAGAUGAGGAGGUGGAGCAGGUUGAGGACGGCAACAAUGGUGAUGACGACGACAAUGACGAUGACGACGAUGUGAUCAUAGAGCCCAAGUCUCCUCUCCAGAUCUUAGGCAGACGUCCAAGGCAGGGUAUGGUGGAGAGUGACAUCACUAUAGUAAAAGUGGAGUCUGUGUCUGACGUAGCAGAAAACUCCAUCACUGGUCAUUUCCCCUCCAGCCCACCUGCCGCCCUGCACUCUCCUGAGCCUCAGCACUCCCUCAUCAACUCCACUGUGGACAGUCGUGGCAGUGAGAUGGCAGUUCCACCUGGCAUGGCCGGAUACCCACUCAGUCCGCCUCCUCCAUCCCCUCCUGCGGAGAAACACAGCGGGCACCAGAGGAACUACGACAAACCUCUACAGUGGUACCACCAGUGCCCAAAAUGUGCCCGGGUCUUCCGCCAGCUGGAGAACUACGCCAACCACCUCAAGAUGCACAAGCUGUUCAUGUGCCUCCUGUGCGGCAAGACCUUCACGCAAAAGGGCAACCUGCACCGACACAUGCGCGUGCAUGCUGGUAUCAAGCCCUUUCAGUGUAAAAUCUGCGGCAAGACCUUCACCCAAAAGUGUUCUUUGCUGGAUCACCUAAACCUGCACAGUGGUGACAAGCCACACCGCUGCAACUACUGUGACAUGGUUUUCGCUCAUAAGCCAGUUCUCCGCAAGCACCUCAAACAGAUCCACGGCAAGAACAGCUUCGACAAUGCAAAUGAAGGCAGCCUUCACGAAGGGGGUCUUGACUUUGACUUUGGCCAAAUAUGAAACCAUUGGACCUUUUACAUUUUUAGUAGCUUUGUUGGAAACCAUCCGUCAUAUAAAUGGGAACGGUGCAGGCUUUCUUCUUUCUCUUCUGGUGAGAAGCCUGUCAGCCUCGGCCUGAUGAGUUAAACUGGAGGACAUUAACAUGAAAAAUAACUUUUCCUGGUCUAAUAUCACUGUAGCUUCAUUAUCGUGGACUGUUUUUUAUAGUUUUUUCUACAAUACAUUGUAGAUGCCUUCAUAUCAUACUUGAAAAUUCAGCACUGAAACACAAAACGUAAUGACUGUACAUCAUUAGUUUUAUUAAUGAAUUAACAUGUGUCUGCGUUGUUCAAUGGAAAAAAAAAACAAAAACAAAAACAGACAGAGCCGAAGUCACGGCCCUUCUGAUUUUCCUCUGGUACCUUAUUUUAAAAAGAAAUCCUGAUUGAAUUAUGUCAUGAAUCGCAAGUCAUUUCCAAGUCAAGAAAGUCACAGUUUGUCAUAACAUUAAUGAAACGUAAGACCGAAAAUACCGAAUUAUAAAGACUACACAGCCAACAGUCUUGCUCACUGAACUGAGCAACCAGCUGUCCUUUCACAGCAGUGGUCAAUGUGACCAGAUUUGUUGUGAUUUUCAUCUUUUUGAGGACCUUUUCUGUGCCGAAUUGGCGGCCAUGUUGGUGUUGGUGACGUAUGUUGAGCGGGACGAUGUAGUUCACCAGUGGUGUCACACAAAACUAAAUAUUUUACUUGUAAGAAAGAAAGAGUUAUCUUUUAAAUUGACAAGCAUCUGACAGUAUGUGUAAAUCAAGGCACAAUUAAAUUUAAUCAUCUUUCCUUUGGCUAAAAUACAAAGCUUUUAUGAAAUAAGGUCCCAUGGGGCAAACCAGACGGGUUGUGACUUCAGCUCUGCAAAAAGAAAAUAUAUUCAAUAUAUUUAUCAUGUUCAUUUGUAUAUUGUGUAUACAGUCUACUGUAGCCUUUCUUUCUUACCUGUGUGAAUAUGACACCAUAGCUAAAAGAAACUUGAAAGAAGCUAGUUUAAAACAUAUUUUAUGGUGGGAAAGCUACGCCGCUGACAAAAUGGGAUGCCAAAGUGUCUAUGUGAACUGAAAUGGUUCUUUUAUACAGACUUUAUAUCUGAGGUACUACUGGACCAAAGUGACAUUGUACCUGUCCUGUGUUCAUGCAAGUCGAUGUGUGUUAUGACAUUAAAAGCUCUUAACCAGU